Polyodon spathula (Mississippi paddlefish) is the source of this 2466-nucleotide messenger RNA. Its product is annotated as mediator of RNA polymerase II transcription subunit 26-like. NCBI's taxonomy places the organism in Eukaryota, Metazoa, Chordata, Actinopteri, Acipenseriformes, Polyodontidae. Gene Ontology annotation, biological process: regulation of transcription by RNA polymerase II; positive regulation of gene expression. Bases 217 to 2091 code for a protein of 624 amino acids. Gene Ontology annotation, cellular component: core mediator complex; nucleus; mediator complex. Gene Ontology annotation, molecular function: transcription coregulator activity. The transcript has 4 exons. The record is from RefSeq and is a predicted model, not a curated record.
ACCAGCAAGUGUUGUAUUCUAGUUUAUUUCAGUGAGCUGCCAGGCGAGGAGAGUGGAGAAAGAAGUACGACAGGAGCUCCAUCGCCAGGAUAAAAACUCGCAGGAACAUGCCGUUCCGCUCCCUACUUACAUCUCCCGAAAGGCCUGUGAGUGUCUGAAAGCCACCCACCGUCUCUUCGGAAGAAUCCCCCGCCGCCGACCCGCUCCGGCCAGGCAAUGACAGCGGCCUCGGCAACACCGCAGCAGUUGAGAGACCGGCUGCUGCAGGCCGUUGAUGGCCAGAGCAACCAGAUCCGUAACAUGGUGGCAGUAAUGGAAGUAAUCUCCAGUUUGGAGAAAUAUCCUAUCACCAAAGAAGCACUUGAGGAAACUCGACUAGGGAAGCUCAUCAACGAUGUAAGGAAAAAGACCAGCAAUGAUGAUCUUGCCAAGCGUGCAAAGAAGCUGCUGCGGAAUUGGCAGAAACUUAUCGAGCCCGGUCAGAACGAAACAGUGCCAAAAGGGGCGCCUGGCAUGCCGGGCUCUGCUAACGGGGGAGCACACCCAUGCAGGCAGGAUAUCUCACCUCCCAAUGCCACGACAGUGUCCAAACCAGUGCAGGAACUGAGAAACAGAAAUGACAUUCAAAACACAUACUCUCCCAAAGUGGAGAAAUUGGGGAACCGCAAACGAAAGGGAGAGCAAAGAGACAGUCCCCUUCUGCUGAAAAUGUCCAAAUCCAACUAUGAACAGAUCCAGAAUUUUACUCCUCCCCCUACCAACGGUAUCAGUGGCAGUCCGGAGCCUUUUCCCAGUCCUCUGGAUGCCAACACACUUUCUGAGAGGACCAGGUUGGAACAUCAGGAGAAUGAUAAACACAAUAAAAUCCCAGUCAAUGCUGUGAAACCUCACACCAGCUCCCCAGGACUUGUGAAACUGCCAAGCACUUCCUCUUUGCUCAAGACUGCCGUAUUGCAGCAGCAUGCAAAAAAGGAUGAAGGAGGAGGGCAAUACCAGCCUAAAAGCCCACGAUGCCCCUCUUUCAGUCCUAGAAGUAUUAAACAAGACACUCUGACUAAGCGGCCGACCACGUAUGCACCUAAAGGUACUGUUUCAAGCCCAUCUCGAGGAUCUAAAUUCCUGGAUACCUUACAUGUGCCAUCCCCACAGCCUUUACCUUCUCAGCCUUCAACUCCCCCUAUUCCAGUGACAAUGAAUGAGGUACACGAGACUCUGGCAUCUGAGCAUUGGCCUGGGAGGAUGGAUCUUGAUGCUCAUCAUCUGUACAACACCCCACAUGAAUCCCCACACGGCUCCAAAAUAUCCCAUAACCUGGAAUAUACAAUUCCUCAAAGUCUUUCCUCUGAAAGAAUGGACAGCGAUAAUGCAGCUUCAGGCUCUGACGGGAAAAGGAAGAAGAAAUACAGAUCCAGAGACUACACUGUAAACUUGGAUGGACAGCAGGUUGUAGAAGAGAGCACAAAACCAGUCAGGUUAAAAGAACGGAAGCUUACCUUUGACCCGGUUACGGGCCAGAUCAAGCAUUCAACGCAAAAGGAUUCUUUCCAGGUGGAAGAAUCACUCCCGCCACCACCACCGGCCCCACAGCCGGAGCCGCCCAGGACAGAACCGACUAAGCAGGAGCCCAACGCCCUCCUGCCCAGUCCCUUUCAACAGACAAACUGGAAAGAGCUGUCGAGAAACGAAAUCAUUCAAUCAUACCUGAACAGACAAAGCAGUCUGCUCUCUUCGUCCGGGACGCAGACUCCCGGUGCCCACUUUUUCAUGACAGAAUAUUUGAAGCAGGAGGAGCAUAACAUUAAAGAAUCUCGAAAGACUCACGUUUUAGUACCAAACAGCUCCCACGACUUCCCUGGGGCUAGUCGGGAGGUCACGCAGGAGGACCUCCUUAGAAUACACCAGCAGAACUGGCCUGGCGUCAAUGGCUGUUCUGAUACGAAAGAAAUAAAGCCCUUCCAGGGUUACAGGCUGCAUGCCCAAGAGGAAGUGAGCCUUGCGGCACGCCAAGGCCGACAGCAAAGGGUAUGGAGGGGCCGCUCUGUACAAGUCGGAUACAAACCCCUCUGUGAUGUGUUGCUGCCAACUUCCUAAACUACAAACAGGGUUACAAUGGCUUUGGAAAUAGGAGUUGGUCGAGCCAGUUCUGAAAAAAGGAAUCUAGCCUGCAAGUUAGGUGGGGGAAAAAACUCAAGAAUUGUGAAAUCAGUAGUAUGGCAGGUAAAGCUUUACGUCAAAAUGAAUAAAGAAGUUACCAUAACAAGAAUGCAUCUAUUUAUUGAUUUUUUUAUUUUUUUUUAAUUUUAUUUGGUGGUGAUGUUUUUUGAGUUUAUACAAGAAAUGUGCAAAAACUGUAGAGCUGUUUGCAUCAUGCAACCUCUGACAUACUCAGCAAUAUGAAGGGGCCCCAACAUUCCAUACAGCUCCCUACACACACAUCGUUUUUACAAACUUAACAAAACAAGUGGU